This is a messenger RNA of Peromyscus californicus insignis, 1834 nucleotides long. It is a transcript of the gene Spata6, whose product is annotated as spermatogenesis associated 6. Gene Ontology annotation, biological process: motile cilium assembly; spermatogenesis. The transcript is spliced from 13 exons. Lineage: Eukaryota; Metazoa; Chordata; Mammalia; Rodentia; Cricetidae. Bases 317 to 1780 code for a protein of 487 amino acids. The record is from RefSeq and is a predicted model, not a curated record. Gene Ontology annotation, molecular function: myosin light chain binding.
AGCCACUCCGCCCCGUCAGAAGCCCCGCCCCCAUCGGUCUCCGAGCCCCGCCCUCUGCAUCUCACUCUGUCAUGCCCCGCCCCGGCGCGUCUCUUCCGGCUCCGCCCCUCCGGGCUGCCAUGACAACGAGUCCGCGCCCCGCGCUCAGCUGCUGCUCGGGCGGGACCCAGGCUGGACCGCGGGCCCCGGCCUGGGGGCCACAGCUGUCACCGCCGCCGCCACUUCAUCUCCUCCCUGUCCCCGUCCCGCCCCGCGUCUUCCCGCCGCACUCGGGCCGGAGGCCGGGGGUCCCUCCCCGCCGCACCACCCUGCGCGGAUGCCGAAGGUGAAGGCGCUGCAAUGCGCCCUGGCGCUGGAGAUCCGCUCUGUAACUUGUCCAGGAGUGGUGCUGAAAGACAAGGAGGACAUCUAUCUUAGUAUCUGUGUGUUUGGCCAAUACAAGAAGACACAAUGUGUCCCAGCCACUUUUCCACUGGUCUUCAAUGCCAGAAUGGUGUUUGAAAAGGUGUUCCCUGAAGCAGUAGACCCUGGAGAUGUGGUUGCACAGCUUGAGUAUGAUACAGCAGUGUUCGAGUUGAUACAGCUAGUUCCACCAGUGGGAGAAACACUGUCUACCUAUGAUGAAAAUACACGAGAUUUCAUGUUCCCGGGUCCAAACCAAGUUUCUGGACACCAUGAUUCAAACCGCCAGGUUACCAUGAGGAGGAUUUCUGGACUAAGAGGAAUUGCUCCAAAGCUGGAAUUUUCUACAACUUCAGUGAUCACGGAAUGUCUGAUAAGCUCAAGGAAGUGCCGCACUCAGGAUAAAUUUACUUACCAUUCAGCUCCAGUUGAAAAAUCUCACGGCAGACCGCAAUGCAGAUCAUCAAGAUCACAGAAGAAAAAGUCCAAGUCACCUGAGAGGAAUAAAUACUGCAUAAACACCAAGAACUACGAACAGCCUACGAUAUCUUCAAAGUCUCACUCUCCUUCUCCCUACACAAAGAGACGGAUGUGUGAGCUCUCCGAAGACACCAGGCGGCGGCUGGCCCAUUUAAAUCUGGGACCCUAUGAAUUUAAAAAGGAAACAGAUAAGCCUCCUUUUGUGAUUAGACAUGUUGAUCCCCCAAGUCCCAGGGCUGAUACUUUUUUUGGAUCACCUGGCAGAGACUGUGAACGAGAUGGAUGGGCCCGGAUGCACAGUGAUCAUCCUCACUUUUGCUGCAGAUCCAAGGAUUAUAAGGUUAUCAGGACACCACAUGGGAGAGACUUUGAGGAUCCCUUUGAAAGAUGUGAGGAAUAUCUGAGCCCAAGGACAUGUAGUAAGCCCCAGCAUUCUGCAAGGACCUUACUAGUUCAUUCAGCACCCUCAACAACACCAAAGCAUUGUCCAAGCCCUGUGCUAAAUAGAGCCUCUCUCAGGGAAAGAUUCCACUCUGAUUGGUGUUCACCUUCAAAUUGUGAUGAGAUCCAUGACCGGGUAAAAGAUGUCUUGAAAUCACAUCAGGCUCAUGCAAGACAUAUAUGUGAUGAGAGAGACCCAGAGAAAGAGGAAGAACUGGAACUGAAAAGAGGUCUUUUAUAUAGAGACUCUGCCUAUGACAGUGACCCUGAAUAUAGCUCCUUCCAGCGGCCACGUGGCUCUCUCCAUUUGGAUGAUGGCGAAUACUGGCCCAACAGAGCAGGCUCUUUUAAGGGGAAAUCCCACCGACCCGUCUUUGAGAACAGCAUGGACAAGAUGUACAGGAACUUAUACAAAAAGGCCUGUAGUUCUGUUUCUCAUACACAGGAAAGCUUCUGAGACCAUCACCAUAACUUGUAUGAGUCAACCUCUCAAUGAAAGCGUUUGAUGUGA